AAUGUCAAUUUGAAAAACAAACUAAACAGCUGAGAAAUGUCAACGCAGUCAUCAGUCAUGUUUCUGUUGCUAAAUUUUUCUUAUAAUUUAUUAUUUAUUUGAUUUUAUACCUUUGUUUUCGUUUUAUACUAAAUUGCAGUAAUUAACUUUCUAGAUUAUAUUUACAAAAUGUGGAAGUGCCAUAAAUGCCAGAAACCAGUCUAUUUUGCGGAAAGAAAACAUUCUUUAGGAUACAAUUGGCAUCCUGAAUGCUUACGUUGUGAAGAAUGUGGUAAACGUUUAAACCCUGGCCAACAUGCAGAACACAAGGGUGUGCCGUACUGCCAUGUGCCUUGUUACGGUGCUCUUUUUGGCCCUCAAUUAUUUGGACAUGGAACAAGAGUUGAAUCUCAUAAAAGUUUUGGCUUGCAAAAGGAAUCUCCUAAGUUGGGAAAUAAGCCCAUUUUACCAAGAUCAACAUUGGAAUCAAAAAUUAAAGUGUACAAUCAAUUUUUUGAGGGCAAAAGUGGUGAAAUACGUUGCCGUGAAGUAAAUGGACGGUAUAUAUUAGAAGGCUCACUAAGAAUUCACUGGGGUGUUCAAGGUGUUAUUCAUUUAAAAGAAAACGAUGAUCAAAGAACAGUUGUAACUGUUAGGAAAAGAAAUUCAUAUCGAGUUUCUUCCAGUCCAGAAUAUGACACUGAUGAUGAUAUACAAAACAUAUCUAGAGAUACUAGCUAUAAUGAUGUCUCAACAUGUUCUAGUACUACAACAUUAGACAUUAAUAAAUCAGAUACUGGUAUAGAAAGUGGUUCUGAUUCACUAGAUUCUAGUCUGUCAGAUAAUAGUAUUUCUUCACCAAAAAUUAAUAUGCCUAAAAGUGUCACUUUGCCUUCCAAACUUGAUGUUAAAAAUGUGGAAUGGGAUGAAUUAGAUGAUCUUUUACAAGUGGAAAGAAAAGUUGAUGAAGGUGAAAAACUGUAUCAGACAAUGCCUAUGCCUCUACCAUCACAAAUAAGUAAUGAGAGUGAUACUACUAGCAGUAAAACUAGUUCAUCAGAAAAUUCCAAAAAUGAUACCAGUACUGUAACUAUGACAGAAGACACAAGUACAUUGAAGGCUCCAAUAAUUAAAGACAAUAUUAGUAAUAAUAUGAAUAUAAGUGAAGAUAAGAUACCUCUUUUGACUAAUUCAUUUAGUAAAGACGACACAUGGGUAUUAAAUAGUAAUCACUUAAACAGGUCUAUGUCUGGCCCUGAUUGUUUAGAGAGAUUGCGAGAUUCCCAGUCACCGGAGUUCGAUAGAAUGAGUAUUACGAGUGGUGAUAUUACCAUGUCAGAACAAAAUGAUGGAGUUGUUUUACGUAGGCCGCAAAAAAGUGGAUCAACAGCUAUUAGGAGAAGACCUGGCAAGCGUCUUUCGCGUAGCAAGGUUAAACGAAGAUGUUCUAUAAAUGGUCAUUUCUACGAUCGUGAGACGAGCUUUUUUACACCUCCCCAUGGAAGUCAAAUGAGUGUUUGGAUUACAAGCUUGGUCAAUACCCACGAAGUGAUCAAACUUUUACUUGAAAAAUAUAAAGUCGAAAGUGAUCCAAAUAAUUUUGCCCUGUUCAUAGUCAGAGAUAGUGGAGAACAAAGGCGUUUAAAAGAGGAUGAAUAUCCAUUGUUGGCCAGGGUGCUAUUAGGUCCGCAUGAAGAUGUAGUAAAAUUAUUUUUAAUGGACAGUCACACAACUCCCGAAGUGAGCAGCGAAGUUGCUCAAUUUUUGAAUUUGUCUCUGGUAGAAUGUAGGGCAAUACUCGGCCAGUAUUAUUCUCAGGAAGAAAAAGAGGUUGCUAAAAUUAAAGAAAGAUAUUACGAAAUGAGGAGAAGAAUUGUCAAUAAAUUACAACUACUGUCAGCAGAUUCAUAAAUCUUAUUUUUUAGUAUAAUGAAAUGAGAAGAAGAAUCGUCAAUAUAAUAUGUAUUACAAUUAUUGACAGGUUCAUAACAUAAGAUCUUAUUAAAUUAAGCCUUAAUAAUGACACUAAUUUAAUAAAAAAAAUAAAUUGA
This is a messenger RNA of Sitophilus oryzae (rice weevil), 2030 nucleotides long. RefSeq lists its product as uncharacterized. Lineage: Eukaryota; Metazoa; Arthropoda; Insecta; Coleoptera; Curculionidae. Gene Ontology annotation, biological process: signal transduction. The record is from RefSeq and is a predicted model, not a curated record. The coding region runs from base 169 to 1890 and encodes 573 amino acids. The transcript is spliced from 9 exons.